Ustilaginoidea virens is the source of this 1071-nucleotide messenger RNA. RefSeq lists its product as uncharacterized. Gene Ontology annotation, biological process: tRNA threonylcarbamoyladenosine modification. Bases 1 to 1071 code for a protein of 356 amino acids. The transcript has a single exon. The record is from RefSeq and is a predicted model, not a curated record. Lineage: Eukaryota; Fungi; Ascomycota; Sordariomycetes; Hypocreales; Clavicipitaceae. Gene Ontology annotation, cellular component: EKC/KEOPS complex; cytoplasm.
AUGGCCAAGUCCUACAUCGCCCUCGGGUGCGAAGGCUCCGCCAACAAGCUCGGCAUCGGCGUCAUCCAGCACUCCCCCGCCGGCGGCGCCGUCGUCCUCGCCAACCUCCGCCGCACGUUCGUCCCGCCCCCCGGCACCGGCUUCCUGCCCCGCGACACGGCCGCCCACCACCGCGCCCACCUUGCCCGCCUGGCGCGCGAGGCCCUCGCCGCCGCGGGCGUCACCCCCGCCGACGUCGACGUCGUCUGCUUCACCCAGGGCCCCGGGAUGGGCGCGCCCCUGACCGCCGUGGCCGUGGCGGCGCGCGCCCUCGCCCUCCUCUGGGGCCGGCCCCUCGUCGGCGUCAACCACUGCGUCGGCCACGUCGAGAUGGGCCGCCUCGUCACCGGCGCGCGCGACCCCGUCGUGCUGUACGUCAGCGGCGGCAACUCCCAGGUCAUUGCGUACGCCGAGCGCCGCUACCGCAUCUUUGGCGAGACGCUCGACAUCGCCGUCGGCAACUGCCUCGACCGCUUCGCCCGCACCCUCGCCAUCAGCAACGACCCGGCCCCGGGCUACAACAUCGAGCAGAUGGCCAAGCGCGGCACCCGCCUGCUCGACCUGCCCUACGGCGUCAAGGGCAUGGACUGCUCCUUCUCGGGGGUGCUCGCCGCCGCCGAGGCCCUCGCCGCCCAGCUAAGGCCGCGCCCCGGUUCCGCCGACAACAGCGACGAGGAGGAGGAGAUGCCGCCCUUUACGCCCGAGGACCUGUGCUUCUCCCUGCAGGAGACCGUCUUCGCCAUGCUGGUCGAGAUCACCGAGCGGGCCAUGGCCCACGUCGGCAGCAGCCAGGUCCUGAUUGUCGGCGGCGUCGGCUGCAACGAGCGCCUGCAGCACAUGAUGGGCCAGAUGGCCAGCGAGAGGGGCGGCAGCGUCUACGCCACCGACGAGCGCUUCUGCAUCGACAACGGCAUCAUGAUUGCCCAGGCCGGCCUGCUGGCCUACAAGACGGGCUACCGGACGGCCUUGGAGGACAGCGUGUGCACCCAGCGGUACAGGACCGACGAGGUGUACGUCUCAUGGAGGGACUGA